This is a messenger RNA of Pseudocercospora fijiensis CIRAD86, 2531 nucleotides long. RefSeq lists its product as uncharacterized. Gene Ontology annotation, cellular component: SAGA complex. Gene Ontology annotation, molecular function: transcription coactivator activity. The record is from RefSeq and is a predicted model, not a curated record. Bases 200 to 2197 code for a protein of 665 amino acids. The transcript has a single exon. Gene Ontology annotation, biological process: regulation of transcription by RNA polymerase II. NCBI's taxonomy places the organism in Eukaryota, Fungi, Ascomycota, Dothideomycetes, Mycosphaerellales, Mycosphaerellaceae.
CCAUGUAGUGCUUGAUGAAUGCUCUCUCGACUCACCGCGCCGAAUGACUUGCUCGACUCCUGCUGCUUGAUACUCCUCUUGUACGACUCGGCAUGCGCAAGAAAGAGUCAGCCAGCUGCCCACCAGAUUCGCCGGCACUCUUGUACGAAACACAAACGUGACCUCAGCCUUUGUGUGCUGUAACGCGUAACCCGCCAGCAUGGCUCCCGCAGCGAAGAAAGGCUCGCAGGGCAAAAGCGGCGCAAAGAACAACGCAGACAGACGCUCCGUCUCGCGCCACUCGACACCCGUAUCUGCCCUCACAGAUGCAUCGCCUCCCACCCCUCUCACCGCAACGCCCUCGACCACUACCGCCCCGAGCACCAGCAUGGCGAAAGAGACUCCAUAUCUGCGGACCUCGACGGCCGCCCUCAUCUCACAAGAACUGAGCAUAGAAGCCCAAAUAGAGAAAAGCCUUGCAUCUUCCUCGAAGCCUGGCGACCCGCCCAGUGCGCGCGAGCUCCACAAAUUGCAUCACACCAUCCGUGACACUGUAAAUCGCUUCAUGAGCAAGCGGGGCGAAGUAUGCGACCGUUCCAUGCGACAACUCGUCCAACGUCGGAAGGAGCGCAUGCAAGAGGAGCGAGAACAGGAAGCCGCGCGCGCUGCUGCAGAAAGCGCAAGAGUCAAGAGAGAGCAGGAAGCAGGCAAGAAGGGCAAAGGAACGCCGCAUAAGAAGCGCAGUCACGACGAAAUGGAGCUGGACGACGAGAGGGAGAGAAAGAUGAAGAGUGACGCUUUGCCCAGGGUUGGCGCACACGGUCUGGCUCGACAGGACGGCGUCGGCGUCUAUCAAGGCGCUGCUGCUCCACCAUCACCGCCAGUCCCGCCAGGUACCGUGCUGCCCGAUCUCAUGGAUACCGCCGACUCGCCUGCCGACUCAGACGCCACUCAGCACGACCCUCCGCAGACCGCGCCGCUCUACGAGCGCAUAUACGGUAAAGACCCCACCGCCGCCGAAGACCCGAUCAUCUACGACAUUCGCGACAUCAACCAAGCCGCCGACGAGGAAGAGAAGCGCCAAAUCCUUCAGGUAAUCCAGUGGCCCGAGAGCGAUCUGCGUCACCUCACAGCUGGCGAUCCUCCUGAUAACGACUUCAGCAACGCGAAGCCUGCUAACCAGGUGAACGUGUCUACUUUUCAAUCAUAUAUUGAGCCGUACAUUCGAGCUUUCACCGAAGAGGAUGUGGCCUUCUUGAAAGAGCGAGGGGAUCGGCAUAUGCCAUAUAUCCUUCCACAGCGAGGCGCCAAAGACUACAAGGAGGUUUGGCAAGCGGAGGAUGGAAUCACUGGGUUGGAGCCAGCCAAACGACACGUGAACAAUCCCAAUGAAGCCAGGGGCAGCAUGGAAGACAUGGAGGAUGACAUUGCGGAUCAAGAUACAAUCAGCAUGGGUCCCAUUAUGAGUCGACUAAACUCUCUCAUCCGUCCAGCUCCAAAUGGUGCUAAGAAGGACGAUGCUGAGGACGCAAAUGGCGACACAUCCAUGGUGAACGGCGACGAUGACGCUGCGACCGCUCUCACGAAUGGCAACACCGAUGAACAGAAGCCUGUGACGUGCUUGCCACCAGAUGCUCCACGACCGCCCAAUUUACCAUCACUCGAUUACGACAGUCUAGAGAAUCGAGCGCUUGCAGAGCUCAGAUUUCUCGGCAUGAUCGGACCAAACGAAAGCACCAACUUCGACGCGCGCGAAGACGACGAGGUCUCCGCUCGGCUGCGAACGCUGCAGCACGAAUUACGACGCGUCUCUCGCUUGAAUAACAUCAGGAAAGCACGGGUAUUGGAACUCACCGAAGAGCGCAUGGCGAUGCAGGAGUACGCCAAUAUCGCAGAUGAUCUGGACAACCAAGUCAACGCGGCAUAUCUUAAGCGGAACCGAAGCUUGGCGAAACCAAAUCAGAAGAAAGGCGGCGGUCACAGUUCAAGACCUGGACAGAAAGGCGUGGCUUCAGCGCCUGCCGGCAGAGGCGUAUCCGAUGGUGUUCGCGCUCUUAUGCAGAAGCGAAGAGAUUGGAUUGAGAUGGUUGGGCCGGUUGUCAGUCAUGGAAGACCUCCGAUUCUUGGUGAUCAGGAGACGAUCUUCGAUGAAGCGAGUCUGAAGAAAUUCGAGAGGUUGGAGAAAGAUGCGGAAUUGGGCGAAGUGGAGGGAGAGUAGAGUUCUCGCCCUGCGUCUGGUGGCAUAUCGCCGCUUACUCGUCUUACGAGUUAGGGCGGCCUUGAAUAGGCAAACCGAGGCUGGCUCCGAUUCAUAAACAGAGCUGUGAGUUUUGCUUCUUGAAACAACAUGAACGCAGACAAGGACUAGUGGUAGAGGCAGGCACAGCACGCACCUUCCACCAUCGCAUUUUUAACCGAUGUGCCUGCUUACUGCUCCUUUCGAUGGAGAUCAGAGAGGUAGAGCGUGGAAGGUGCAUAUGUAGCGGAAGAAGUCACCACGAAGAGCGUGGGAAGGAGGUAGAAGACACGCCCAUACAUUUCUUAAUCGCCUU